This is a messenger RNA of Melopsittacus undulatus (budgerigar), 5133 nucleotides long. RefSeq names its product ALF transcription elongation factor 3 (gene AFF3). The record is from RefSeq and is a predicted model, not a curated record. Gene Ontology annotation, cellular component: super elongation complex; nucleus. The transcript is spliced from 21 exons. The coding region runs from base 1 to 3738 and encodes 1245 amino acids. Gene Ontology annotation, biological process: regulation of gene expression. NCBI's taxonomy places the organism in Eukaryota, Metazoa, Chordata, Aves, Psittaciformes, Psittaculidae.
AUGGACAGCUUCGACUUAGCUCUCCUUCAGGAGUGGGACCUGGACUCUCUGUGUGUCUAUGAGCCAGAUAGAAACGUGCUGCGAAGGAAAGAAUGGGAAAGGAGAAAUCAGGAGGCCCAGCAGGAGGAUGGAGCAUUUAACCCGAGUUACUCCCUCUUCAGUGAACCAUACAAGACUAACAAGGGGGAUGAGCUCUCAAAUCGCAUCCAGAAUACUCUGGGCAACUAUGAUGAAAUGAAAGACUUGUUAACUGACCGAUCAAACCAGAGCCACCUUGUUGGGGUUCCAAAAUCUGGGAUUCCUCAGACAUCUCUCCCCAAGCCUGAUGAACAUCUUAUUGCAGACUCGAGACCACCACCUCCUCCUCCCAUUUCCAGCACUACUUCUUCCACACCAGCAGUCCUAUCUGCCCAGCAAGGCAAAAGCACCACAAUGGGUUGGCAGAAGGCUGGGCACAGUGCCCCUUCAGAUGGCCAGCAGAGAGCAAGCAAGCAUGGACACCGGUUGCUGGAGUCACACAAGGGUGACUUCAAACUUGCAAACCCAAAAUCCAGUCUGGAUAAACUAAAACGCUAUGCAUCGAGUCCUACUUCCUCUUCUUCCUCCUCCAAUGCUUCCCAGCAAAGCUCACUGAGGGCCACACUAGGAGACAAUGUCAACAGGUUGCAGCAGCCAGCAAAGCUCAAUUGUAGCUCAGAAGGCGGAGCACAAGCGCAAGAGAGGCCAGCAAAGCAUGGUGGUGGCCACUGCGUCCAAAACUUCCCACCGUCUCUUGCUUCAAAGCCCAGUCUGGUUCAGCAGAAACCAACAGCUUAUGUAAGGCCAAUGGACGGUCAAGAUCAGGCUCCUGAUGAGUCUCCAAAGCUGAAGUUACAAGCAGAGACAACCAAGUCGUAUAGGGGAGUGCCUUCUAACAAGCCUGAUUCAGCCAGGACCAAGUCAAAGAUAGCCAAGUUCAACAUUCCUAAGCAGGAAGGGGGCAGUGGAGCUGGGGAUAACAGCUGCGUUGAAGAAAUAUUGCGGGAGAUGACCCAUUCAUGGCCUGCUCCACUGUCAGCUAUUCACACACCAGGAAAGGCAGAACAAAGCAAAUUUUCCUUCCCAAACAAGGAGUCACAACAGGGAUCUACAGGACACAGCAAUACAAGGAAAAGUGAUGUAGAGCCAAAGAGUCCAGAGAAAAGCGCAACCCAUACAUCAAUGCUAGAAGAUGACCUCAAGUUAAGCAGCGAUGAAGAAGAGAAUGACCAGCAGGCAGCACAGAGAUCUGCUCUCCGCGUUCUAUCUGACAGCCUGGUGGUGCCGCAAUCCAACGCCCGAGCCUCGGGACUCUCCAGCAAGGGGUCAAGCAGCAGCAGCUCCAGUGAAUCCGAGACCAGCUCAGAGUCUGACUCAGAGAGCGAAAGCAGCUCCAGCGAGAGUGACGGCAGCAAGCCCUCCCAUUACUCCAGUCCAGAGCCCGAGCCACCCUCAUCCAACAAGUGGCAGCUGGACAAGUGGCUGAAUAAAGUCACCCCACACAAAGCACCCAUCCUGACCCACCAUGACGGCCCAGCACUGGAAGCCCACCCUUACUACAGCCGUGUGAAGGCAGAGCAGCAGGAAAGCGAGAAGACCCCAGCCACCGGCCCAGCCGAGCACCGCAGCGGGGAGGUCCGUGCCACCACCACCGCCACCACCACCGCCACCACCACCACCACCGGGGACGGACCGCGGCCCAGGACCGCCAACAAAGCACCGGGCAGCAAGGGCAGCCGGCAGAAGUCACCUCCCGCGGCCGACGGUGGGCCUGCAAGGCGGGCGGCAGGGAAGAAGGCACCGCGGCGGGCCGAGAGGACCUCUGCCGGGGACGGCCCCCACUGCCCCAGCGCGGAGGAGCCCCCCGGGAGCCACAGCUUUGUGGAGAGCACUGCUGGCGAGGCACCGAGGGCCCGGCCUGGCGGCGGCAGCACCAACGGCAGUGGCUGCAGAGCGGCGCACCGCCGGGAGCCCCGCCAGGCCGCAACCAGCGAGAAGCGCCGGGCCCGGGGGCCAAGCAAAACGGCGCCUAAGUCCAAGGAGUUCAUCGAGACCGAGUCUUCAUCCUCAUCAUCCUCCUCUGACUCGGGCUCCGAGUCGGAGCGGGAGGAGCGCCCGCUGCCCAAGGCGCCCGUGGCGGCCGGGUCCGAGCCGCGCAGCAAGGACGCGGGGACCAGCGCCGCCAGCAAACCCCACGGUGGCUGCAGUGCCUUUGGCUCCAUUAAUGCCAGGACUAGUAGUGAAAUAGCAAAGGAGCUGGAGGACCAGUUUUACACCCUGGUUCCUUUCGGUAGGAAUGAGCUCCUGUCUCCUCUGAAAGACAGUGAUGAGGUAAAGUCACUGUGGGUCAACAUUGACUUGGCUCUUUUGUCCAGGAUUCCAGAGCGUUUGCCUGAAGAGCCGCUGGCCAUGAGCGCCGGAGCAAACCAGGCGGCCAGCCUCCCGCAGGGUAGUAGUGCUGACCCCCCCACAGAGAAAGGUGUACCGAAAUCUAGAAGGAAACGCAAGUGUGAGAAUGAGGAAGAGUGCAGAGACAUCAAGAAGGCUCACUUAGAGCGAGAGAGUUCUUCACGAUUAGCUGCCUCUGCCCACAGCAUCGCAACAGCAAAUCACUGCAAUAUGAAUGAAAAUAGCUUGGCAAUACCAAUAAAUAAAAAUGAGAAAAUGCUUCGGUCACCUGUCUCUCCCCUCUCUGAUGCAUCAAAACACAAAUACUCCAACGAUGAUUUAAAUUCCUCCAGCAGACCUAAUGGCAGCAGUCUAUUACCUUCCAUCUCCUCCAGCAAAAAACAUAAGAGUGAAAUCCAGUCGCAGCCACAUCCUGGAGACUUCAAUAAAGCAGUUCAUAUCAAUUCAGAAAAUGCUCUUCUCUGCAAUAAGCCACAGCCUCAAACAGAGCCUUGGUCACCUCUGUCCAGCACACCCAGGGACUGCAGAAGGACAAAGCUUACCUUUGAUGAUAUGCCACGCAAUGCAGAUUACUUUAUGCAGGAAGCUAAACGGAAGAAGCAUAAAGCAGAUGCAAUGGUGGAAAAGUUUGGAAAGGCACUGAAUUAUGCAGAAGCAGCACUAUCAUUUAUUGAGUGUGGAAAUGCAAUGGAACAAGGCCCAAUGGAAUCUAAAUCCCCUUAUACAAUGUAUUCAGAAACAGUUGAACUCAUCAGGUAUGCAGUAAGACUAAAAACCCACUCAGGCCCCAACGCCACGCCAGAAGACAAACAGCUGGCAGCAUUAUGUUACCGCUGCCUGGCCCUUCUGUACUGGAGGAUGUUCCGACUCAAGAAAGACCAUGCAGUCAAGUAUUCGAAAGCGCUUAUUGAGUAUUUCAAGAAUUCAUCAAAAGCUGCCCAGAACCCGUCUCCUUGGGGUGCCAGUGGAAAGAGCACAGGAACACCAUCACCAAUGUCCCCUAGCCCUUCUCCAGUCAGCUCUGUAGGAUCCCAGGGGAGCACAGGGGCCCCUUCCCCAUCUCCUAUCGUCAGCAUACCACAGCGCAUUCAUCAGAUGGCUGCCAACCAUGUCAGCAUCACCAACAGCAUCCUGCACAGCUAUGACUACUGGGAGAUGGCUGACAACCUGGCCAAGGAAAACAGAGAUUUUUUUAACGACUUGGAUGCAUUGAUGGGACCUAUCACCUUGCACAGCAGUAUGGAGCAUUUAGUUCAGUACACUCAACAAGGACUUCACUGGGUGCGGAAUAGUGCUCACUUGUCAUAUUGACUGUGUGCCAUUCACAUGGACAGUAUACCUUUCAUGGAUAAUUCAGUUAUUCUGGACACUGUGCUACAGAUACAGUCAACCACAGCAUUGAUCCAAACAAAGGUGACUCUUUCUUCAAUACUGAGUAAAAUUUUUCUGGGUGUAGACAUGUAUGUGUACAUAUGUACAAUAUACAAUGUCUCUUCAGAAUGAAUUGUUAUGUAUCACUCUCCAAACAUUUUCAUACACUAGAAAUACUAGAAAGAACUGAUCUUAAUGCACAAAGCAUACCCUUUCUAUUCUUGUAUUGAAAACCUCAGAAACCAAAAUCUCAUGGGUUGAUUAAACCAAGUGCAAUAAGCACAGAUCCCUAUUCAGGAAAGCUCUCAAUAGAUUCCUAACUUUAAGCUUACACUGAAAUCUCAUUGACUUCAGCAGAGCUUAAGCACAUAAACAAUGGCUUUCCUGAACUGGAAUGAGUGAGGGCAAAUCAUAGACAUGGAGAAGUUAUACUGCGAGCAUGGACACAUCACAGCAGCUUCAAUAUUAAUGUGUCAUUUCUCUGUUACUUCUCCACUGGGGCACACAGUGGAGAUGUGUAGCUUGCAUUAAGUUGGAGAAAGAUGGCAUUCUUUCAUGUGCAAUAAGUUUCAACAAAUUGCAUGCGUUUCUUUAUCUCCUGUCUUUUUAAAUAACUUUACCUCUUGUUCAGAUCCUCACCAACAGUAUAACCUACAGGAUCAAGCAAAAAGCCUAAAAACAGAUAUACUGACAGCAAAAGCUUUGAAGAGAUGGUGGGAAAUUGCAUUCUGUCACUGACAGUAAAUAGAUAAAUGAAAAAAAUAUGGCAAACUGCAAUCCACUUAGUAAAGAAAAUGUGUUAAUUUAGCUGCAUACACUCAGAGAGACAGAGAGAUAUCCAUAACAUUUGUUGGCUUUGCAUGGGAAGGCUUCAUCCCACAGAUUUUUACUUUCAUACCUUUCUUCAUCUAGCAGAAACUUGCAGCAUUUUCUUCUAGGCUGUAUGAGAGCAUUACAUGCCAUUUCCUUUAUUUGGGAAGCUGAGUUUGCUGCUCGUCAGGCUAAGAACUGUUUCCUGUCAUAAUCCUCUCACUCUUCGUGCAUAAUCCUCAACUAGGCUUUAAUGUUUCUUGACUUAUGGGAUGUUUUCAGUUCCUGUUGACAGGCUGUGUUUUUCAUGCCAGAAUUAAUCCCACAGUAAUUGGAGUUUAAUUUGGGUCAGCUGAGGUCAAGGCCAGUUCACCUCAACUGUGCCUGCAGUCAGUGCAUUUUUGUUCAUUUUCAGUGGUUUUCACAGAUUUAGUUUUCUGUACUUUAAAAAAUAAACUCUGUAAAUUUAAAAAACAAUACAUAUAUUUUUUGCAAUUGGAUUUGCAGCCUUUACUCAGUUGAGCA